CGGAACCAAUGUGAGCGUAAAGUUCUUCACUUUGUUUCAGAGGGGAAGUCAAAAUCCACGGACCAGGAAACCAUGCCGCCGGUCCUGUUUGAAGGAGACUUGACAGCAGAAUGGGAUUUUAGUGGGUUAAGUGAUCGUUUUGUGAUGCGAUAAUCAUGAACGUCUGUCGUCAUCUGUUACGGAUCCAGUGUGUUGGGUGCUUUUCACGUUUCUUGACACCUGCCCAGAGAGUGAAACUGCACCCCCACCAGCAGACCCAUGCACUACAACAAAACUAUGGCCAGGCGCUGAGGUCAUUUUAUUACAGUUCAGGACGUUCCACGAGUCAAAAGGAGCUUAAAAAGGCAGCAGAAUGUGAGACACAAAAUAAAGACAGAACUUUGGUCACACAUGAAGAUGUUUUCGAACGCACUGCUAAACACUCAAAAACCAAAGCCAGUUUCAACAAGGUUGUGGAUGUUUUUAACAAGAAUGACAUUCGACGGCGGGGCCAUGUGGAGUUUAUUUAUGCUGCCCUUAAGAAGAUGCCAGAGUUUGGAGUAGAAGGAGACAUUACUGUUUACAACAAACUGCUAGAUGUGUUUCCCAAAGAAGUGUUUGUACCAAGGAACUUUAUACAAAGGAUGUUUAACCACUAUCCAAGGCAGCAAGAGUGUGGAGUCCAGCUGCUGGAGCAGAUGGAGAAUAAUGGUGUCAUGCCCAAUGUAGAGACCAAGAUUUUACUGGCUCAGAUAUUUGGGGAGAAGAGCCAUCCGAUGAGAAAGUACCAGCGUAUCAUGUAUUGGUUUCCCAAAUUCAAGCACACAAACCCCUACCCCAUCCCACAUGUACUUCCUAGUGAUCCAGUAGACCUUGCUCGAUUUAGUCUUACUCGCAUCGCCAGCGACCCUGAUGCAAAAAUAACAAUCUAUCAGUACCCAUCGACGGACAUCACGGAAACAGGAGAGGAAGCGUUAAGGCCUUAUAUUAUAGGUAUACAAGGUCCAGAGCAGCGCUCUCUUCUGGCCAAACACAAUCCUUGCAGGCCUGUGUUUGUAGAAGGCCCAUUUCCACUGUGGCUCAGAAAGACUUGUGUUCAUUAUUACCUGCUAAGGGCAGACCCUGUACCACCUGAGGAAAAGGUGGAAGAAGAAUUUGACCACGAGUUGAUCGGACCUGAGCAGUCUCUCUUCUACCCUCAGCGAGUGGAGCUUGACUUGGAAAGAGACAUGGGUGAUGAUGACAGUUUUGAUGUGGACGAUGUGGAAGAGGGGCCAGUUUACGCAAUGUGUAUGGCAGGUCAGGGUGACCAAGCCACUCUGGCUCAAUGGAUUUCUGGUCUACAGGAGACCUGUCCCAUAUUAGGACAGAUCCCCACAGUGUUCCGUCUGGAUUCUGGAUCUAGAGAACUCCUAACCUCCUCAGAUGCUCAGCAGAGCCCAAAGCAGGGUCCUGAACCGGGGUCUGAAACAGACCAUAUUAUUGAAGAUGAAGUGUUACACUCACAGAGAGUGAAACAGUGAGAAUUUGGUGUUUUACAGUGCUAAUACCAGUGGAUGCUCAAUAAGUCUAAUAUAUUGUGGUACACAUGUAACGAGGAACCUCACUUUUAGACACAAGUUGUCAAGACUGAUAAGAACAAAAGGGAUAUAAAUCUUUCCUCAUUUUAUUGUGAAAUACAAUUUUCAUGACUAACACAAAGAGUUUUUUUUCCUUUUGUUAAAAUUUUGAUGACAUGGCGUGUGACUUAGUGAUUUUAUAUUAUGCAAGUCACUCUUUAAAAGUCACAUUAAUGUGUAUAAAUAUCAUAUGAUCUCACAGUGCAACGAAAUAGGCUAUACAUUUGCCCCAAAUUUUGGUUUAGCAUACAUCUUACAAAUAUAAAACUUUCUGUCUGUUUAUUUUAAUCCCUGACUAAUUUGAGAAGUUGGUCUAUAUAUAUAUAUAUAUAAAAACAAAUAU
Messenger RNA from Misgurnus anguillicaudatus (oriental weatherfish), 1941 nucleotides. RefSeq names its product ECSIT signaling integrator (gene ecsit). The record is from RefSeq and is a predicted model, not a curated record. Gene Ontology annotation, biological process: cell surface receptor protein serine/threonine kinase signaling pathway; innate immune response. Lineage: Eukaryota; Metazoa; Chordata; Actinopteri; Cypriniformes; Cobitidae. Gene Ontology annotation, cellular component: mitochondrion. Gene Ontology annotation, molecular function: protein binding.